AUGGACAGCACACGACCUUUCCUUGACGUGCCCAUAACCGCAGUUCGAUGCGCUCCUGACGGGGCCGUCUAUUUCGCUGCGGGAAACGUGGUGUACAGAAGCAGUCCGAGGCAUCGUACAACAGCAGCCGCUUCGCUUGCCUCUUCUUUCGCAGGUUUGCCUACUGAUGCCACAGAGAGGUGUAUUUGCGCACCACCAAGCACGGUCAUUACCACCUUGGCGUUAGCUGCCUGUUCACUCCAUCCCCCACACGAAUUAAUCACCACAGCACUACACCAGCAUUUGACGCUUGUACUCAUUGGCGCUGCGGACCGCCUGUUAGCGCAGAUCGAUUCAGUUGCGCUGGAUCAGUCAGGAACAGGCAUUUUCUCUUCGUCCACGACGGCGGCAGCAUCGUCAAAUUGCUCGGUGGCCCAACCAACAAGUUGUGCUUGUGUGCUGCAGACGGCAGAGAGCCGUAUCUUGUGCAUCGCCGUGGAUGCAGCACGAGGGCUCGUAUUGGCUUUGACAGCGUCGAAUGACGUCUUUUACGUCCGGCUCAGCGAUGUGGAAAGGGCUCUGCAAACGGGCAUUCCGUCACAGUACCGAGACGUCUCGCAGCGUCUUCGGCACGGUCGAGUACGGGGACCACCGCUUGGUGUGGUGCUGGCAGCGGACAUUUUGAUUGAAAAUGAGACAAGCGACGACGCGUCGCUGCCAUCGUAUCGUCUGUUUGCCGCCACAUACGCCGGGGAGGUGGUGGAGUGGUACCCGACGCAGAACACAGCGGAGAUGAUCGACGCGAUGGAAGGCUCUCCGGAGGGCCAACGCUCUGGACAGGCCGAUGAGUUCUGCAUUGCUGCGCGCGUGCAGGCCCACCCGAGUGGGUGCGCCAUCUUUUCCGUGCGCGUGGCGCAGAGCUUUCCAUCCAUGGCGGAGGGAGCCGGUCGCCAGCGCAGGGAACCGCGGCUCACACACCUUGCGACGUGCAGCGACGACCGCACGGUGGCGCUAUACGAAUGUCGACGUCCGGUAGCCAAUGACGCAGCCGGAGAGAGAGGUACUUCAUCGCCAUCAUGGCCGCAUGAGCAACCGCAUCCGGAAAAGGAGGAGGGGUGGGUGCUCCUGUGGCGAGGAAGCGGCACUUCCUUUUCAAAGACUCGUGUCUUUGAUGUGGCGGUCUGUGCCGUGUGGUCGUCAGCGCGAGUGCCAGCAAGCGAACUAAGUUCAUCCUUUGAUUCCUCCACUGCACGCUGGAGCUGCGGCGUACACGUCGCCGCUGCAGGAGAAGACGGUUGUGUACAGGCACUGCGCAUUGAAAAACAAAGGGGCGAAGGAGACGCAAUUCGUCAGUCAAAUUCCGUAAAGGUGUCUUGUUGCUUUGUGCGACCGCGUCAGCACCGCGGACACGGGGCGUACCGCGUUGCCUUCUGCACACCAACCGUUGCACAAAUGACGUUGCUCUCGGGUGGCUUUGAUGGCACGGUGUUCGCCCAUUCUUACCUUGCAGAGGCAGCAGUCGAAGCUCGUGCUCCGUGUGGCGCACGCGUUUUCGAUACUUCCACGGUUGCAAUGCCGCUGCCACCGUCAAUCACGCACCGUGUUUCUCCCUUCCAUCAUCGUCCAGCACCUUCCAAGGCUGCGCAGGUGCGUGUCGUGCACGUCGACGCUGCUGGUUGUUUGCUUGCCUUCACAAAUCACCUGCUGUGCGUUCAGUGCCACGACGGCGCUCUUGAGCAGGAUUGGUCUAUCCCUCUUCCCACCUCUGUCAACCCUGACGCAUCGUGGGGAUUGCCAACCUGUGCAGAGAGCUUCCCGUUGCCGCUUGCAUCGCGGGAGCACAAAAUGGCAUCGGAUGGUGAGGGUGUUGCGGACGCUUCCUGCGUGAUGGUGGGCACCACGACAGGGACGCUAUACGUAAUCCCGUACGUUUAUUCGCGAGGUGCCGGCCGUACCGUCCGCUGGAUGCGCCGGCCGAUGGCAGACGCAUCGCAAAUGGAAUUGAAAACGAGCACGUCUCCUUCCACCACAGCGUUGCAGAUUCACGGCAAGAUCACCCACAUGGAGGUCGUUGGGUUGGACGAUAAUACGGCCUCCACUGCAGAUGCGCGGCAGCGAGUCGUACUGGUGGCAACAAAUCACGUUCGCCAUACCGUUGCGCUUUCUGCCGUGCACGUUCGUUUUAGCAACACUGCCGGUGUGGAAGAAACGCCGGAUGGUAACUCGUUGCAGCUGGAGGGUGAGUGGCGGUUUCAGUCUCUCUUUGAGAACUGCCCCGGGCCCCUCACCACUGCCCUCUCCCUUAUCUCCACAGCUUCCGUGGCGGGGACCGCAACACACUCAUUUUGGCUUCUCGUGGGCGACAAAAACGGAUGCCUUGUCGGUGUGGAAGAGUUGAUCUCAGCGGCAGAGCUGUGCAGCACCUCGUCGAAAGUAGCGUUGCCUGUAAGUGUGCCGAUCACGAAGUCAGCCGCCGUGUACGCCUACGUAUUCCCCGCACACCUGCACAUCGCCAUCUCUGCCUUCUGCGUGGAGGGAGCUGUUUCUGCUGUUGCGGACAAAACCUCGAAUGCCGACAAGGAAUUGAGCUGCGAGCCUGUUGUCCUGCGGAUUGCUGGAACAGGCGGCGUCGUGGAGUUCCUUCGCUUGCCGGCCACUACAGCAGAGAUCAAAGCACUUCACUGUGGGGACGAAGGCACCACGCCGACUCUGCGUGCAGCACGCUCACGAGAGCCGCUUCGUCUCCCCUUUGAAAUCUCCUCCUUCCUCGCUGUGUCGCGUCGCGUUUGUGUCGUGCAGUCGGGCACCACCGUGUCAGUUUUGUACCGCAUCCCAGGGCGUACUGCGUGGGUUUUGGUGGACGCAUACGCGGACAUCCGAGCUCCUCGCCUGCUGACGGCGCGGAUAUGCGAAGGAGGCCAAUCGAUCAAGGACCAGUCAGCGGGCACCCCCAUGGUCUUUCUUGCGCACUGCUCUGAUGGCCACACGGUGGAGCAGUUUGUGUGCUGUCCAGAUCAACUGCAACUGCAGUCCACCUCAGAGCGAUGUGUGCGGACGUCCGUGUUGCACGGUGGCGGUCUACCGGGCAAGGACUACAACUGCAUCACCUACGCCCCAGCUCCUCUCCAUUGUCUGCUCAUGGGCAACGAGGACAGCAGCCUCGUCGUUGUUCCGCUACACGCGCCUCCUACACACAAGGGAGUUCCUUCGCUAACGCCUUGGUUGUUGCGUCGCUUUACUGCGCCAAUGAACAUUGGUGGCGCGCACCAUUCGAAUAUACUUGCAAUUGCAGUCUUGCCACGCACUUCGACCGACAGCACAAACGGCCGUCUUCGCUUUGCUUCCGUGGGUGGUGGCGCGAUGGUGAACUUGUGGUCCUCCGACAACACAUCGAAUCCGCUGCGGUUGGUUGACUGGUGGUGCGGAAGCACGCCGAAAACGGCCUCACCUCCUUUAGAAACGAAGGAGAGGCGUUCUUUGAAGGAAUUGGAGAGAGGCGUUAGAGGGACGAGCAACGGCAGCAGCACCAGCGUCCGCCGCAUCACCAGCAGUGCAAACUUUCAUAAGACGCGUGUGAAGCAGGCGCAAGCGCCUUCGGCGUCUGUGGCGCUGACGGAGCGAAUUUCGCGGUUUAUGUGUGCCGCGGCGUGGGACACGCAUACGUUUGCGGUAGGCAGCAGCGACGGGACGAUGUUGUUCUUCCGUGUUCAGCCCACAGAAACCGACUCAAUGGAGAACGGCACCACGUCUACCUCGUAUGAAACCCUGCAGUUGGAGUGGCAGGGUCCUCUCAAUGAGGAAAGGUCCAAACCAAUCUUUUGUGUUACCAGCACCGUCAUCGAAACCGGCGUUGUGCAGGAUUCCGAGCACGCAGAAAAGUCUGGAUUGCUUGUAGCAGGUGACACCAACGGCGUCGUGUAUGUGGUGAGCACCGUGACGCAUCGGGUCGUUACGCAGCUGCGACUGGAGCAGUCGUCUGUGAAUGCGUUGAGUGAAAUCCACGCAGUUUCAGUCGACUCGAUGGCUGCUGAAGCGGCAGGUAAGACGCACCGCACGUGGAGGUUUGCCGCCGUGCACGAUUCUGGCGUUGUCCAUCUAACACAAAUCGAGGCUACUUUCUCCCCAGAUACAUCGCUUCCCCAUAACACGAUAUCGCACGCACAGCUGACGGUGCUGAGCAGCGCAUCCACUGGAGUCACCGCCGGCCGCGGCGUGUGCUGGACGUUAGCGUCGCAACCGCUGGUCGUGGUAACAGAGGAGCGUAUUACGCAGUUCGAUCCACGAGAGCUACAACGCGGCGUGCUCGCUGUGCUGUGUGAGCGUCGUGUGAACGUCCGCUGUGUCAGCGGUGCCGCCGUGGUGCCGGAAAUUGGGUUGUGCGCAUCGACGGACGAAACAGAAGGCGCGACGUUGCAGAGCGAGAGUGGUUCCUCUGCAAAAGGGUGUUUGCUACCUCGCGUUGCAGUUGCCGGUCAGGGGUUUGAGAUGUGA
Molecule: messenger RNA, 4470 nt
Organism: Leptomonas pyrrhocoris
Lineage: Eukaryota; Euglenozoa; Kinetoplastea; Trypanosomatida; Trypanosomatidae
Exons: 1
Coding region: 1-4470 (1489 amino acids)
Molecular function (GO): protein binding
Source: RefSeq, a predicted model, not a curated record